UUGUUGGAAGAGAUGAUGAUGGGCCUAGGACUCCUAUUAUUGGUCUUCAUGAUGGGUCUGGAUCUGACUCUGCCUACCCUGGCUCAGAAUAACCACAGGUACAAACAGUCUACCCAGCACUAUGAUGCCAGACCAAGUGGCCGGGAUAAGAAAUACUGCGAAAGCAUGAUGAUGAGACGAGGCCUAACUACACCCUGCAAAGAUCGCAACACCUUUAUUCAUAGCACCAUAAACAAGAUCAAGGCCGUCUGUGAAGAUAAGAAUGGGACACCUUACAAUGGAGCAUUCAGAAAAAGCAAGUCUCCCUUCCAGGUCACCAUUUGCAGGCAUGCAGGAGGGUCCCCCUGGCCUCCCUGCUACUACAAAGCCACAGCAGGGUCCAGAGACAUUGUUAUUGCCUGUGAAAAUGGCUUGCCUGUCCACUUUGAUGAGUCCUUCUACCGACAAUAACCAGCAGGCCACUGGCCCAGAGUUGGCUCUACACUCUUUUCCUCGCACUUCCUUCUGCAAAUUCCAGAAAAGUGGAUCUUUUGUUUUCUGUUUUACAAUAUGUUUAAUAAAUAAA
Messenger RNA from Pteropus alecto (black flying fox), 565 nucleotides. RefSeq names its product angiogenin-like. Gene Ontology annotation, biological process: innate immune response; defense response to Gram-positive bacterium; antimicrobial humoral immune response mediated by antimicrobial peptide. The record is from RefSeq and is a predicted model, not a curated record. NCBI's taxonomy places the organism in Eukaryota, Metazoa, Chordata, Mammalia, Chiroptera, Pteropodidae. Gene Ontology annotation, molecular function: nucleic acid binding; RNA nuclease activity.